AUGGCCGCUCUUGAUGUGAUUGGUGGUUCGCCAAGUGAUUCAAAUAGUAACGACAACACAUCGAUUCCAACAAAAAUAGAGGGUACUACGUUGAAUUUAGAUCGUGUGUCUGUGUUAGUAGGUUCCACAACAGAAAGCGAUUUAAAAUCUGUAAUUAAAUGUGAAGAGGAAGAUAACCAAGAGCCGCCUCAGUUAACAAGAGAAGAGCCUGUAGCCAAUUUUGAAGACAAUAAUGUUAUGCCUGAAAAUGAACAAGUUGAUGCAUUAAAUACUAUUAUGAUAUCACCGGAGGAUCUAGAAGAAGCGGGUUUAGAUAUGGACAAUUUAAAUGAGUUAACGGAAGAACAAUUGAAUACGCUAAUGAUUAUUGCUGAAAGAAGGCAACGAGCGCCGGGUAUAACAGAAGAAGAAGUGGAGCCAGAGCCAUCAUCACAGCACGAUGAAUCUUUUGCAGUUUCUGGUGAUAGUGUAGAAUCCAAUUCCGCUUUAAACAAUGAUGCUAUCACGAUGAUAAUCACAGAUGAUGGAAGUCUGAAGUUAACCGAUGCGAGCAAUCAAAACUUCUUUUUUUCUCAUGAACAGUUGGCUGAGAUGAGUAUAGACGUUAAUAACCUAACAGAUGAAAGUAUUCAACAAAUUGUUCAAAUGGCCAUGCCUGUUAUAAAUGUUGAUAGCAAGGGUAUCUCUCGACCUAAGUCUAAUGAUGAAGUUAUUUUCGAUCAUUCUAUGGAUCUCAUGCAGCCUAGCUCGUCUUCGGGAAUUAAACAAGAAGUACUACGAGCAUCUCAACUAAUAGGAGAACAGGUGGAAAUUCGAAAAGAAGGAAGACCAGUUGUAGCAACUAUUCGUUAUGUGCGGAAUGGUGGAAGCUAUAAAGUUCAAUUUGAAGAUGGUCAUUUCGAAUGGAUUACAGAUGAACAGAUAACAUUACGAGGCACACGGAGAAGUGACCAUGAAAGUUAUCAUAACGAUUCUACUGUACCAAAUCCCAGGGUGAUACAUUCAUCUGCUCUACAGAACUGUGUGAAGAGGGCAGCUCUUGCAGAAAGCUCUCCCACAGCAGUCAAACGUCCUCAUUUGGAACCGAAUUUUUGUUGUCCAAUAUGUGAAAACAAGGUUCACCAGAAAGAACCAGCUUAUAUAGUAAUACGAAUACCUGCUUGUGAUGCAUGUACACGAGAAAAAAUAAUUGUCCUUGAUGAUCAAGAUGACAGGGGUAGGGGAGGAGGCAAUGGAAUCAUGUAG
Auanema sp. JU1783 is the source of this 1245-nucleotide messenger RNA. NCBI's taxonomy places the organism in Eukaryota, Metazoa, Nematoda, Chromadorea, Rhabditida, Rhabditidae. The record is from the annotation of a GenBank genome assembly.